AAGGAGGAAAGGGGGAGAGGGAGCGCCUCCCCGCUCGCACGCCGAUUGGCUGCCGCUAAUCGACGGCUCGCCUCCUUCCCCGCAGACGGUCUCCGAGCCCAGGGCGGGGCUCACGCGCUCAAACCCGGCUCCAGAAAAACUUGGGCCGGGUCGACGCAUGGAGCAGUGUGGGAAGGCUGUGCCCGUCGGUGGGAAGCUGAGACGCGGACGGCCGGGUUCCAUCCUCCGGGAACGCCGGUGCGGUUGAGAAGCGUGGCCGGAUUUCACAACGCGGCGCCCGGGGAAGGAUUUGUGGCGACGCGGGAGGAGGAAAGAAGGAGCCUGGUGGUGCUGGAUGAUGUGACAAGUCCCGAGGGAGAACGCGGAAAUCGGAUUUAUUUCCCCGCCGCUGCAGAGCACCCGAGUCGCCGGCUUUGAAGGCUGGCAGGCCUGUGGUGGGGACACACAACAUGGCAGAAGCGCGGCGGGAGAGCACCAGCAGCCUGCAGAGAAAGAAGCCUCCGUGGCUGCGACUGGACAUUCCCACUGCUCAGAUGUCACUGGACGAGCCACCCACGUUUGUUCAGCCGAUAAAGAGGCAGGGCUUCCUGCGCAGCAUCAGCAUGCCGGUGGAGACGUCUCACCUCCAGUCGCCGCCCCGGGACUUCUUUGACAGCCGGCGGCCAGCCUUGCAGCGCCAGUCGUCCAUCACGCAGACCAUCAAGAGCAGCAGGAGGGUUCACUUUGAGCGGAUUAACACAGUGCCCGUCAAGGGUCAGCGAGCUGCCCGCCGCAGCGCCAGGAAGCAUCACUCGCUUUCCAGAACGCUGCUCAGGGGCACGGCCGACUGGUUCGGGGUGAGCAAGGACGGCGACGCCACGCAGAAAUGGCAACGCAAGAGCCUCCGCCACUGCAGCCUGCGCUACGGAAAGCUCAAGCCGCAGGUGAUCCGCGAGAUGGACCUGCCCAGCCAGGACAACAUCUCUUUAGCCAGCACAGAGACGCCGCCUCCCCUAUAUGUGCCCUCCUCGUCGCAUGGCAUGCAAAAGAUCGUCGACCCACUGGCCCGCGGCCGAGCCUUCCGCACGGUCGAGGAGGUUGACGGCUACAGCGUACCGCAGACGCCAAUCACGCCCGGGGCAGCGUCGCUGUGCUCCUUCACCAGCUCGCGCUCAGGCCUCAACCGGAUACCCCGGCGGCGCAAGAGGGAGUCCGUGGCCAAGAUGAGCUUCCGGGCGGCGGCGGCGCUGGUCAAGGGGCGCUCCAUACGGGACAGCACCCUGCGGCGGACCCAUCGACGCAGCUUUACUCCGGCCAGCUUCAUGGAGGAAGACGUCGACUUUCCCGAUGAGCUGGACACGUCCUUCUUUGCCCGAGAUGUUCUGAUGCCCGAAGAGCUGUCCACGUACGCCGAUGAGGUGUUCGAGUCGCCAUCGGAGGCGGCCGUGAAAGAGGCAGAGCGCGGCAACAAGGAUGAGCUGGAGCUGACGGGAAGCGCGCUGGAUAAAACAGCUCUGGAGAGGAGUCACCUGAUGCUACCUUUGGAGCGAGGGUGGCGUAAAGCCAAAGAGGGCGCGCCGGGCCCGCCCAAGGUGCCCUUGCGUCAGGAGGUGGUGAGCGUCAACGGGCAGCGGCGCGGCCAACGCAUCGUGGUGCCCGUCAAGAAGCUUUUCGCCCGUGAGAAGAGGCCGUACGGGCUGGGCAUGGUGGGCAAGCUGACCAACCGCACGUACCGCAAGCGCAUCGACAGCUACGUCAAGCGGCAGAUCGAGGACAUGGACGACCACAGGCCUUUUUUUACAUACUGGAUCACCUUUGUCCACUUGCUGAUCACCAUCCUGGCUGUGUGCAUCUACGGCAUUGCGCCGGUGGGCUUCUCCCAGCACGAGACGGUCGAUUCUGUUUUAAGAAAUAAAGGCGUGUACGAAAAUGUCAAGUUUGUACAGCAGGAGAAUUUCUGGAUCGGGCCGGGCUCGGAGGCGCUGAUCCACCUGGGGGCCAAAUACUCUCCAUGCAUGCGGCAGGACAAGCAAGUGCAUGAGUUCAUCAGGGAAAAACGAGCCAUCGAACGCAACUCGGCGUGCUGCGUGCGCAACGAUCGCUCCGGCUGUGUGCAGACUUCCGAAGAGGAGUGCUCGAGCACUCUGGCUGUGUGGGUGAAGUGGCCGAAGCAUUCCAGCACGCCUCAGUUAAACGGGAAGGACAGACAGUACGGCUCCGUCUGCCGUCAGGACCCCAGGAUAUGUCUGGAGCCCGCCUCGGUCUCGCCGCACGAGUGGCCCGACGACAUCACCAAGUGGCCAAUUUGCACCAGGUACAACACAGGGAACCACACCAACCUGCCUCACAUUGACUGCACCAUCAUGGGCCGACCCUGCUGCAUCGGAACCAAAGGAAGGUGUGAAAUCACAUCGCGGGAAUAUUGUGACUUCAUGAAUGGUUUCUUUCAUGAGGAAGCAACACUCUGCUCCCAAGUGCAUUGCAUGGAUGACGUAUGUGGACUGCUGCCUUUCCUCAACCCUGAGAUCCCGGAUCAGUUUUACAGACUCUGGCUCUCACUCUUUCUGCACGCGGGGAUCCUUCACUGCAUGGUGUCGGUGGCAUUUCAGAUGACCAUCCUGAGGGACCUGGAGAAGCUGGCGGGAUGGCUGCGCAUCUCCAUCAUUUACAUCGUCAGCGGCAUCACCGGCAACCUGGCGUCGGCCAUCUUCCUGCCAUACAGAGCCGAGGUGGGACCAGCGGGCUCUCAGUUCGGCAUCCUGGCCUGCUUGUUCGUGGAGUUGUUCCAGAGCUGGCAGAUCCUGGCGCAGCCUUGGCACGCCUUUACCAAGCUGCUGUGCGUGGUGCUCUUCCUGUUCGCCUUCGGCCUGCUGCCGUGGAUCGACAACUUUGCGCACUUCAGCGGCUUCGUGUCGGGCUUCUUCCUGUCCUUCGCCUUCCUGCCCUACAUCAGCUUCGGCCGCAUGGACCUGUACCGCAAGCGUUGCCAGAUCAUCGUUUUCCUGCUUGUGUUUGUGGGCCUCUUCUCGGGCCUGGCCGUGCUCUUCUACGUCUACCCCAUCAAGUGCGAGUGGUGCGAACUGCUCACCUGCAUCCCCUUCACGGACAAAUUUUGCGAGAAGUACGACCUCAACGCGCACCUCCAUUGAGGGCACCCUCCCCCUCUCCCACACACACACACACGAAUCAGGUCAGAACGGGACGUUUAAAAACCACUUGAACUCAAGAUAUUCUACUCUCGUCAGUGUAAAACCCACGUCACCUUUUUUAAUCAGCCCCCUGCUCACCCACCACUGUGCACUCCUUAUGAGGUUCAGCACUUCACCAGGUGUCGGAAGUACUGAAAGCCACUGCUGGUACACAGGAGAGAACGAGCUAAUCAUUGUCAUUUGUGUUUCACUCUUAAUGUGGAGUUUUUAAACAGGAGGAGGAUCAGUGCCAAAUGCGGGGGGUGGGGGGGGGGGGGGGGGGGUAUAAUCUGAUUUAACAUUCAACUUACUGCUUUUUAAACACAUUUAGGUUAAAAUUCAAACAUCAAACAGGACAUUGUCAUUAACAAUGGUCAACCUCCGUAAUUGCUACUUAAAUCAGAAUUCUUCCAUCCAUUUUCUGAGCCGCUCCUCCUCACUAGUGUCGCGGGCGUGCUGGAGCCUAUCCCAGCUGUCAUCGGGCAGGAGGCGGGGUACACCCUGAACUGGUCGCCAGCCAAUCAAUCAGAAUUCUUUCCAUAUAAUUAUGAUUUGAUUCCUUGUACUUCCACGACAGCACUUAACAAAAUACACAAUGCCACUGAACGCAGAAUUCUGUCUCUUAAUACUAAUUCUAAUAGUAGAAUUCUUUAUUUUCUACUAGAGCACUAAAAAAAAAAAAAACACACAUUUUCUUUUUCCACAUCCCAGUUCCUACCUAAAACAUUUUCAUCAAUUUGGACCUUAUACUUCAACUGGAACUUAAUGCUUACCUUUUACAGCUUUUUGAAAUACUAAUUUUUUGGGACAAUAUUUAUACAAUAACUUCAAAUUUACUAUUUCCACAUUAGAGUCUACCUAAAACAGUAUUUGGGGACUUUUUCAUCAAUUUAAACCUUAUACUUCUUUGAGAGCAUUAAAGAAAAAAACUUGAUAAUUAUUAUUUGUAACUUGUUCAUAUUUUUGGAAAAUAUAGUUGUACAAUUAACUUCAAAUGUGUUCCCCCCACCCCACAUUUACCUGAAACACUGCAUUUUCACAUUUUUAUCAAUUGAUAUUUGUUCUUCAGCACUUAAAAAUGGCCUUUACAUUCUUAAUUCUCAUCAUUCCAACCGAAAACACAUCACUAUGACUCAGUGAAAUACACUCUUAAUAGUUUGUUCAUGUUUGCACCUGAAACUCCUACUAGAGCACUCACAAAUGAAAAAUUUACUCAUCAUAUUUUACAAAAAACAACAAUAUUUCUUCAUUUAAAAAAAUGUCUUCACGUGUUUGGACAUUAUACUUUACACUAUGGUGUUAUAACCCCUCUUGUAAAAUGCCGAAUUGUGACAUUUUAAAAUCUAUUUCAUGACUUCACACUCAAUUUGCAUGUCGUACUUUUACUACAACAGCAAAAUAAUUGCAACCUUUUUGAAACCAACACAAUUUGAAUGUUAAUGAUCCAAUUUCCACACUUGGUUCUCAUCCUCUUCCACAGAACUCUUUCAGGCAACCUCAAACUGACAGCAGGGACGACGACAAAAAAUAGAAAUCCAAUAUUAAAACCUUUGGUGCCUUGUUGAAAGAGAAAUGUACCAACUACUACUGCCAUAUUGUUUGUUACAUUAUGCUGAGCACUCAAAUGUUUUUCUUUUCCUCGUAUUUUGUGUUAUUGCUUCUCCAGAAGUGAUGUUCGUCUUGAACACGGUAGCGUUUUAGCUGCCUGUCAACUCACAUGUAACUGAAAACAACAGUAAAAAGAGAGAAAAAAAACAAAUGAUAAAAUGA
Messenger RNA from Phycodurus eques (leafy seadragon), 4937 nucleotides. RefSeq names its product rhomboid 5 homolog 1a (Drosophila) (gene rhbdf1a). Bases 450 to 3128 code for a protein of 892 amino acids. The transcript has 20 exons. NCBI's taxonomy places the organism in Eukaryota, Metazoa, Chordata, Actinopteri, Syngnathiformes, Syngnathidae. Gene Ontology annotation, biological process: regulation of epidermal growth factor receptor signaling pathway; regulation of protein secretion. Gene Ontology annotation, cellular component: endoplasmic reticulum membrane. The record is from RefSeq and is a predicted model, not a curated record. Gene Ontology annotation, molecular function: serine-type endopeptidase activity.